GAAACUCUGUAUCGGUGACGUCACAUAAUUAGAGUAAAUACAAAGUAGACUGAUGUGCAGUGGCGUGCACGGUGCUCGUGAUUUCUUGCGAUUUUAUAAUGGAUAACAACAAGAUACAGCUUAUUGGAUCACCAUGUGGACAUCACGGACCGUAUACAUUCUAUAAAGCUUUUAAAUAUCACAAAAACGGAAGACAUAAAAUAUUAUCUCUUAGUGAUUUUUUCUUUGUGAAAUUAUGGAGUGAUUCAGAUUUAAUGAGCAUAGGAGAACUAAUUCUGUUGUGGGUUGACAAGAAUAGCGAACAAGUGUUAGCAAGUUUACGUUUAUACUUUUUACCUGAGAAUACACCGGAGGGAAGAAAUGAUGAUCACGGAGAGAAAUCGCUGAUCAAAUCCCUGGUGAAAAAUGCUGGAGUUUGGAUACGUAGACGUUUAAAAGUAGAAAAUUGCCAUCCGGUUUGGAGGUUUCGUCGGCGAUGAGUUCAAGCUCUGGUUGGAGGUCUAGAUGCU
Gryllus bimaculatus (two-spotted cricket) is the source of this 509-nucleotide messenger RNA. The record is from the annotation of a GenBank genome assembly. NCBI's taxonomy places the organism in Eukaryota, Metazoa, Arthropoda, Insecta, Orthoptera, Gryllidae.